UUCUGGGUAAACACAGAAUACGAAUAAAGAAGAAUAUUCGAUUUACAAGCGCAAUCCUCGCUGUAAUAGUGAUGUAACGAUUGAGUUUCUGAAUCAUUAGAGUUGGCACUUUAGCACUCAAAAAAUUUACAUUUGUUUUUUCUUAACCUUGUUCUUGUCUACCGUUUAAACUAAUCAUAGAAACCAGGAGAAUUCAUUUGUGUCCACCCAAUCCCUCCCCUUCUCUCUGUCUACAUAGUUGAUCCUACCAAGACGUUCAUCUUCUCAAAAUUCAAUCCAAUAUCUCUGUUUUUUUUAAUUGAAUUUUUAAUCUCCACAUUUUUAGAUUAAAAAAGAAAUUAUGGCUUCUCGAAGGCGGAUGCUUCUCAAGGUCAUAAUCCUCGGUGAUAGCGGGGUGGGGAAGACAUCUCUGAUGAACCAGUAUGUGAAUCGCAAGUUUAGCAACCAAUACAAAGCCACAAUUGGAGCUGAUUUCUUGACAAAAGAAGUUCAAUUUGAGGAUAGGUUAUACACAUUACAGAUAUGGGAUACGGCUGGGCAGGAAAGGUUCCAAAGCCUUGGUGUGGCUUUCUACCGUGGAGCAGAUUGUUGUGUUCUAGUGUAUGAUGUGAAUGUAAUGAAGUCAUUUGAGAACCUUAACAACUGGAGAGAGGAAUUCUUGAUCCAGGCCAGCCCAUCUGAUCCUGAGAACUUUCCAUUUGUUGUAUUGGGGAAUAAGAUAGAUGUUGAUGGUGGCAACAGUCGAGUGGUUUCUGAGAAGAAAGCCAAGGCAUGGUGUGCCUCCAAGGGGAUACCUUACUUUGAGACCUCCGCAAAGGAGGGAUUCAAUGUGGAUGCAGCUUUCCAAUGUAUAGCCAAAAAUGCUCUGAAAAAUGAGCCUGAAGAAGAAAUAUACCUUCCGGAUACUAUCGAUGUUGCUGGCGGAAAUCAAUCAAGAUCAACAGGAUGUGAAUGUUGAAGGGUUUCUUUGGUUGCAAGUGCAAGUUCCCUUUGUUUGAAUCAUCUGAUAUUUAUUUACUACAACACCGUUAAAUCCUCUGUAUUUGAUUUGAGAUCUGGAUUACUCCUAAACUGUAAUUAUGACGUUGCACCUUAAAUUUUUUCCCCUCUCCUUGGAUACAUGAUAAUAUACUAUUCAUGAUCCAUACACUUGACUACAUGUUUUAAAAACAAUUGCCCUUUUUCAGAGAUAGCAAGAAAUUGCUCUGAGCUUUAUUGCA
Nicotiana attenuata is the source of this 1220-nucleotide messenger RNA. RefSeq names its product ras-related protein Rab7-like. Bases 341 to 958 code for a protein of 205 amino acids. NCBI's taxonomy places the organism in Eukaryota, Viridiplantae, Streptophyta, Magnoliopsida, Solanales, Solanaceae. The transcript has 7 exons. The record is from RefSeq and is a predicted model, not a curated record. Gene Ontology annotation, cellular component: vacuolar membrane. Gene Ontology annotation, molecular function: GTPase activity; GTP binding.